This is a messenger RNA of Vigna unguiculata (cowpea), 489 nucleotides long. RefSeq lists its product as uncharacterized. Lineage: Eukaryota; Viridiplantae; Streptophyta; Magnoliopsida; Fabales; Fabaceae. The record is from RefSeq and is a predicted model, not a curated record.
AUGUGUGUGACGCAGAGUAGGCAAAAGUCGUAUGUAGACAAAAGGAGGAGGUCGCUAGAGUUUAAGGAGGGGGAUCAUGUGUUCCUCAAGGUUAUCCCGACCACGGGUAUUGGGAGUGCGAUCAAAUCCAGAAAGUUGACACCGAAGUUUAUAGGGCCAUAUCAGAUCAACAGGAUAAUCGGACAUGUAGCAUAUGAGAUCACGUUGCCACCACACCUGGCAAACUUGCACAAUGUGUUUCACGUGUCCCAAUUACGGAAAUACAUUGUAGAUCCCACGCAUGUGCUAGAGGCAGAUGAUGUCCAAAUCAGGGAUGAUCUGAUGUUAGACGUGAACCCGAUAAGGAUAGUGGACUCUAAGGUCAAGAAGUUGAGAGGGAAGGAGAUCCGAACGGUAAAGGUUCUUUGGGAUGAAGCAAUGCAGGAAGCAAUGUGGGAGAUAAAGGAUCUCAUGAAGGAAUCAUACCCAUAUUUAUUUCCUGGUAAGUGA